AUGGUCCAUCUUUUGCAAUGCAGUGGCAGUACCCAUAUGUCGUUGCCUCUGUUCUUCCUCUCAGUCCUCCACCUCCUCCCCUCCAUGGAGUCAGCACAUUCAGAUGCUGGGAGGUUGCCACUGAGGUUACUAGAGAUUGGCAGCAGUAAGGAGGAGAAAGGGGGACACAGAGGGGAGAUGAUGAAGAUGGAACGGAGGGGCCUGAUCGGAUCAAGGCCACCAAGGUGUGAGAGUGUGUGCAUGUCUUGUGGCCACUGCAAGGCAGUGCAGGUGCCCAUAGUGCCACAGGAUCACAAGCAGAGAGCUGGCCGAGAACACCAUGAUGCGGCGAGUGACAUCGAUGCAGCGAUGCUCGCUGCCUACAAGGGCAAUGGUGGCAUCUCGGACUACAAACCUCUGAGAUGGAAGUGUAGGUGUGGAAGCAUAAUACUUGAUCCAUGA
This is a messenger RNA of Triticum turgidum subsp. durum (durum wheat), 441 nucleotides long. The record is from the annotation of a GenBank genome assembly. Lineage: Eukaryota; Viridiplantae; Streptophyta; Magnoliopsida; Poales; Poaceae.